Rhagoletis zephyria (snowberry fruit fly) is the source of this 1815-nucleotide messenger RNA. Its product is annotated as transmembrane protein 245. The record is from RefSeq and is a predicted model, not a curated record. NCBI's taxonomy places the organism in Eukaryota, Metazoa, Arthropoda, Insecta, Diptera, Tephritidae.
AUGAAUAGAUCCGACUCCAUUCGUCGGGAUCGCUCCUUCGACAGCGUUCUCAAUAAGUUGAUGCGUAUGCGGUCACAGAACCAUGAAACGUUCAAGGCAGCGAUGUAUAACUUUCUCAUAGCAGCUGGCGUUGCUGCGUUUGUUGCCGUCUGCUUUAUUUUAGGCCCAUUUGUACGUCCCCUACUCUGGGCUUUUCUUAUGGGCGCAGUCCUCUUCCCAUUCAAAAGGCAUUUGGCACAACUGCUGAAUGGCUGGUUCGAGCGCCUGGAAGAGCGCGAUUCAAAUGUUAUGGUAUCGAUUUGUUUAGCACCGCUUGAAGCCAGUGAAUAUUGUGGAAGUUUGGUAGUGAGCUGGUUGCGAGAACACUGGCAGCUAUUGACAGCAGGCGUCGGCGCGGCUGCGUGCUUCAAACUGUUAAUGCUCUAUGCGCCUAAGGGAUUUCUGUGUGCGGUUUGGCGUUUCGUCGUUUUUUCGCAUAGCACUUUUGUACAAUUAAUUGGCUUUCUAAAUAUUUACAUGCUAUUUGCAAUAAUUGCAAUCUACUUAACGUCUGUGUAUUUUUUAUGGAAGCCCGAAAAUAGCACCAAGUUCGUCAUGGCUGGCCAAUCACUUUGGAUGGCAAUAGUUAGUUAUGGUUGCAGCUUUUUAGGCGCACUGCAAGUACCAGCUUUUAUUUUGAUAAUGUUGUAUGUAGGUGCAUCUAUAAUUUAUCAUAUGCGCACUGCUGAAGGUUCCAGUAGUUAUAUAGAUAAACUAAAAAAGUUAUUGGACAAGACUGAUUUUGAAAAGUCAGUAAGAAACAUUAGCAUCAAAAAGCAAAGUCUACAUUCUGAUACCGAAGAUGUCUCGUUGACCGAGACGAUAGAUUCCCUAGAUACUUCAGAGCUAGAAGCAACAUUUUUGUAUCGCAACAUAUGGAUGUUCAUAUUGGCCGCUAUACCCAUAUCACUGCAUUUAUUAUACACCUUUUGCAAUAUAACGGGCUUUACGGCGUUCAUUUCAAAUAAAUUCAAUGAAGUCUAUGAAAACCUUAAGUCUUGGGCUAUAGAACAUCACUCUGCCGUAUUGCCACUUUGUUUGCCGGGUGUGCUUGAAUUGAAUUAUAAAAUAAAUGCUAUCAUACGUGAUUCAUUGAAGUCCUCCGUCGAUUUAGUCACUUCCAUACUGAUGAUUAUUCUGAUGCUUUUGCUCAUUGUAUUUUUAAGUGUAUUUUUUUGUGUGAAUAUCUAUUCGGAAACGAUUGAGGUUGCUUACUUAGGCAAGGAUUUGAUAAAUAAAACAAUUACUGACCGUCCCGAAUUGGUCGACAUACUGCCUGAGAAUAUACAGUCUUCUCUAGAUGAUGCGUUGGAUAAUGCGCAUCAUUACGGACGCCGCAAAAUUGAAACAUAUAUCGAUGACUGGCUUGCUGAAGCAGAUUCAGUGCAUGCGACAAAAUUAAAGGAGCAAAUAUUAGAUGUUUGGGAUCGUUUAAUACAGUACUGGAUUGAUGUAAACAAAUCCGAUUCCUCCUAUGGACCACGUGUGCCAACUGAUGCGCUUAAGACGACAUUCGGUGAAAUUGUUGAUAAUCCAGGUAAGCAUUAAAUCGGCAUUACAAGUGCUGUUAUUUGUGAUUGUUUACCUAAUCCUUUUUUAACCCAAACACAAAAACAAAAGCAAUUUUUUUCAUACAAAUAUUUUUUUACACAUUGCAAAACUAACGCCUAUAGAUGUAGUAGAUAUGUACAUACAUCUGUAUGUACAGUUAUGUGCAAACAUUUGUACAUACAUAUUUAUUUCAACAUACUCAUUAUUAACAAAAUCAUGUACCAG